AUGUCUUGGCAACCUGCUUUUACAACUAAAAUAGAAGAUCCGGUUUCUAUUGCUAAUUUAUUAAAACCUAAGCAAACAACUCCUAAUCCCCCUUCUAAGCCUAUUACUAUUUCUAUUGUUGGUGCUGGACAAAGAGGAUCAGUUUACGCACGCUACACUAAAAUUGAGCCGCAAUGGGCCAAAGUAGUUGCUGUUGCCGAACCCGUAGAACAUCGAAGAAGAAUGAUGGCUGAGUUAUAUAAUAUCCCUGAAGAAAACGUAUUUACAGAUUGGGAAGAAAUGAUUAAACGUCCAAAAUUAAGUGACGCCGUCAUAAUCGCAACCUUUGAUAAUCUUCAUAUUAAACCAGCAAUUGAAUUUGCAAACAAGAAAUAUAACAUCCUCCUUGAAAAGCCAAUGGCAGAUACUAUUAAAAGUUGUAAGGAGAUUACCAAUACUGUUUUAGAGAAUAAGAUCGUUUGUGCUGUGGGACAUGUUUUAAGAUAUACACCACAUAAUACUCUUAUUAAAUCAAUUAUUGAUGGCGGUUACCUUGGGAAUAUUGUAAACAUUCAGCAUGUGGAGCCUGUUGGAGAAUGGCACUUUGCCCACUCAAAAAUUAGUUCAUUUGGAAGUUUAAUGCAUUUUAAUUCAAAAAAUAAACCAAAGGAGGCUGGUGACGCAAAAAAUUGUUUUGACUGUAAAGUGGAACCAACAUGCCCUUACUCUGCAAAAAAAAUCUAUAUUGAUAAUUGUUUUAACAAAGGAGUAGUAUCUUGGCCUGUCAAUGUUAUAACAGAUGUUGUGGUCAAUAUGCAAUUUAGUAAUGGCGCAACAGCAAAUAUCACUAUGAUUGCAUACACUGAAGCCAUUUGUGAAAGAAAGUGCAAUGGCGUUAAUGAAAUCAAAUACUAUAACUUUUUAACAAGAAAAAAAGAAAUAUUAACACCAACUGAAAUUCUUGGUGUUAACGAUUUAAGUGGUCAUGCUGGUGGUGAUAUGGCUCUAAUGCGGUCUUUUAUAUAUAAUGUUAACGAAUUUAAAGAAUCAUUAAAAAAUGCUCCAAAUGAGCAAAGCAAUAUACAUUUAACAACUGGUAUUAAACAAACCUUUG
Messenger RNA from Scutellospora calospora, 1093 nucleotides. Lineage: Eukaryota; Fungi; Glomeromycota; Glomeromycetes; Diversisporales; Gigasporaceae. The record is from the annotation of a GenBank genome assembly.